CUCAAUCCUCCUUUUUAAUAACAAAGAUGGCCACCAUCUCUCACAUCCGCAAGAACGGAGAUGCAAUUCCGGUGGCCGCCGGUCAUGAUCUCCGACGACAGACAGUGUGUGUGACUGGUGCUGGCGGGUUCAUCGGGUCAUGGCUUGUGAAACUUCUACUUCUCAAGGGAUACAAUGUUAGAGGGACAGUCCGGAACAUAGAGGAUCCAAAGAACUUGCAUUUGAAAGGAUUGGAAGGAGCUGAGGAAAGACUGACAUUGUACAAAGCCGAUGUGUUGGACUAUGAAAGCGUUUGUUUGGCGUUCGACUGCUGUGAUGGAGUCUUUCAUGUUGCUUCUCCGGUGACCAAUGACCCGGAGAAGGUGAAAGAUGCCGUGGAAGGCACAAUGAACGCAGUUAGUGCGGCUGUGAAAGCCGGUGUAGGUCGGUUUGUCUUCACUUCUUCAAUAGGAGCUGUUCACAUGAACCCUAACAGAAGCUCGGACGCCGUCUUGGAUGAAAAUUGCUGGAGUGAUCUUGAUUACUGCAAGAAAACAGACAAUUGGUAUUGCUAUGGAAAAAUGGUGGCAGAGCUUAAUGCAGUAGACAUAGCCAACAAAAGAGGGUUAGAUUUAGUAGUGGUGGUACCUCCACCAACAGUAGGACCAAUGUUGCAAUCCACAUUGAAUGCAAGUUGCUUUAGGGUUCUCACCUACAUGAGAGGGGCCAAAAAGGCAUACCCUAAUGCAGUCUGGGGCUUAGUUGAUGUUAGAGACGUUGCUCAAGCUCACAUACUUGUUUAUGAAAACCCUAAUGCUUAUGGCCGAUACUUUUGCAUCGCGACGGUAGUUCACCGAGCUACGUUUGUUGGAAUGCUUUCAGAGUUGUUUCCGGAGUAUCCCAUCACUACUGAGUGUGAAGAUAAGAUAAACCCAAGGGUUAAGCCUUACAAAUUUUCAAACCAAAGACUCCAAGAACUUGGACUAGAGUAUACUCUAAUAAAGGAAAGCCUGUAUGAAACAGUGAAGAGCUUGAAACAGAAGGGCCACCUCCCUCCUGCUCGGAUGUGCCAAAUGCCACCAAAAAUUACCCCUUCUAUGUGAAAACAUAUUUUCCAUCCAGUGUUAUUUAUAUGUCUUUUUAAUUUGUACUCGAAUAUACUCCAAUAAAGAAAAGCCUAUAUGAAACAGUGAAGAGCUUGAAAAAGAAGGGCCAUCUCCCUCCUACCUACAUGUGCCAAAUGCCACCAAAAAUUACCGAUUCUAUCUGAAAACAUGUACUCCCUAUGGUGUUAUCUAUAUGUCUUUUUAAUUUGUAGUAGAGUAUACUCCAAUAAAGAAAAGUCUAUAUGAAACAGUGAAUAGAUUGAAAGAGAAGGGCCACCUCCCUCUCGCCCACAUGUGCCAAAUGCCACACAAAAUUACCGCUUCUAUCUGAAAACAUGUACUCCCUCCAGUGUUAUUUAUAUGUUUUUUAAUUUGUACUAGAGUAUACUCCAAUAAAGAAA
Molecule: messenger RNA, 1486 nt
Organism: Dioscorea cayenensis subsp. rotundata (Guinea yam)
Lineage: Eukaryota; Viridiplantae; Streptophyta; Magnoliopsida; Dioscoreales; Dioscoreaceae
Product: cinnamoyl-CoA reductase 1-like
Exons: 5
Coding region: 27-1082 (351 amino acids)
Molecular function (GO): oxidoreductase activity, acting on the CH-OH group of donors, NAD or NADP as acceptor
Source: RefSeq, a predicted model, not a curated record